CGUCAUACGUCACGCAAUAGGAAUUAUACGCGUAGUCAAAGUCGCGAAAUUGCCCUUUAAAGAAGCCCGAGCCUCUCGAGCACGGGCGCGACCGGAACGGCAUGUAAACAUGCGGAUCAGCUGUGGCUGGAUCCGGACCGAGAGCGAGCGUGGCGUGUGAGCGAGGCCAGACAUCGAGGCUCGGGGCGGAGCGGCCCAGCGACGUCAUGUCGAUCGAGUACGUGCUGGUGAGCGAGGGCGAGCAGGACGAGCCCAUCGAGCUGCCCACCGAGGAGGACGGAUCGCUGCUGCUCAGCACCGUGGCGGCGCAGUUCGCGGGCGCCAGCGGGCUCAAGUACCGCGACCGCGCCGCCGGCCGCCUGCGCGGGCUGCGCCUGGUGGAGCAGCGCCUGUCGCCGCCGCCGGGCGGCUGGGCGGCGCACCGCUACUUCUGCGCGUUCCCGCGCCGCGCCAGCCCCGAGCCGCGCUCCGAGCCCGACGAGCCGAGGCCGCGCUGCUCCGACCUCAUCGUGCUGGGGCUGCCGUGGAAGACGGGCGAGGAGGCGGUGCGCGAGUACUUCGCCGCCUUCGGCGAGCUGCUGAUGGUGCAGGUGAAGCGCGACGCCGCCACGGGGCUCAGCAAGGGCUUCGGCUUUAUCAAGUUUGCGGAUUACGGCGCGCAGCUGCGGGCGCUCGGCCGGCGGCACCUGAUAGACGGACGCUGGUGUGACGUGCGCGUGCCGAACAGUAAAGAGGGGGGUGGCGGUGCACCCCGUAAAGUGUUUGUGGGCCGCUGCACGGAGGCCCUGUCGGCUGAUGACCUUCGUGAGUACUUUGCUAACUUUGGCCAGGUUACUGAUGUGUUCGUACCCAAACCGUUUCGCGCAUUCAGCUUUGUGACGUUCCUGGACCCGGAGGUGGCGCAGUCUCUGUGCGGGCAGGAUCACAUCAUCAAAGGCGUGUCGGUGAACAUCAGCACUGCAUCGCCGAAGCGUGAGCGUGGCCGAGGCGCCUUGCUCGGCUGGAAUGUGCUGCCGGAGCCGCGGGUCUACAACUGGGUGGGCGAGGCCUGGCCUCCGCCGCCCACGCAAGCUCCACCACUCGACUCCAAGCCCUACCUCAAAUAUGAGUGACCACUGUACAUACUUUGUCCACGGACAUGCUCUUCUCGUUGAUUGCUGUCAGAUUUUAUAUGAAAGAAAUGUGUAAAUAAUAUAAUAUAAAUAGUAUGAAGUUGUC
Leguminivora glycinivorella is the source of this 1218-nucleotide messenger RNA. RefSeq names its product TAR DNA-binding protein 43-like (gene TBPH). Lineage: Eukaryota; Metazoa; Arthropoda; Insecta; Lepidoptera; Tortricidae. Gene Ontology annotation, molecular function: RNA binding. The transcript has a single exon. Gene Ontology annotation, cellular component: nucleoplasm. Bases 207 to 1112 code for a protein of 301 amino acids. Gene Ontology annotation, biological process: regulation of gene expression. The record is from RefSeq and is a predicted model, not a curated record.